ACGUUAAAGUGAAACGAAGGGAAGUAACUCUUAGAACAGAAUGCUGUUGACAUAUUGGUGUUUAAGACGUAGACCUGUAAAAGGUCCUUACAGCUCGAAGUGUACUUGACUCUAUCCCGGGAAAAUGGCAUCAAGCAAACUGAGCCUCGAUGACUACAUAGGAUCAAAAGAAGAGACAAUCGCUAAGCGAUAUUUGAAAAUGAUUACCACUGAAAAUGAUUUUCCCCCUCAUGGAACGUGUGGAUUCUACAAUUUAACUAUAAAAACUAGUAAUGCUGACCAGGGAACAUGUUUCACUGAUGCCAUGAUUAAUCUUCAACUAAUCGAUGAUUGUCGUACGGCAGUCCGUCAACAUUAUGAAUAUGGAUUUCCAAAAUGUGCGCUGGUUUUCAUGAAAGACCUAGUGAAUGUAUCUAUCCUUAAAGCAUUUGUAGCUGAUGGCGUAAAAGCAAUUGAGAAAUACACUGACUCUCGGCAAGCUUUCUUGGCGUUGUUGAAAUUCCUUUAUGAUAAAGGAAGACAUGAACAGUCAAUUAAGAAACUUAUUAAUUCUACAGCUGGAAAUAAAAAGACAAAUAUAAUGGAUGCAUUGGCCCAUCACCUCUUUUCCCAGUUGAUACCAGACAAGAAGUAUGGGGUUGAUAAAUAUGCAAAAAAUUUUCCCAGAGAGUGUGGCUGUGGCUGUCAGGCACGGAUUUGUGAAGGAAACACGUCAAUGGGGUCCCAGGACACAUGGCAUGGCAGAGUAGAUAUCCUACUAAACCGCACCAUUGCUGUAGCAGUUAGGGAAGAAGACAGCAAUGUUGAAAAGGAUAAAGACGAUGACACAGAUGAAGAUGGCGAUAUAGAUGAAGAUGGUGAUACAGAUAAAGAUGGUGAUAUAGAUGAAGAUGGUGAUAUAGAUAAAGAUGGUGAUAUAGAUGAAGAUGGUGAUAUAGAUGAAGACGAUGACACAGAUGAAGAUGGUGAUACUGAUAAAGGUGAACCUCCACAUAAACAGAGAAAAGUUGGUAAAUGCGAAUCCUGUGUUGAAGAUGAAGUGACUAAGAAAUAUGGAAGUGUUCUCUUGGAUCAAAAAGUUUUGAAUGAAAUCUUGGCUGAAUCUAUUACAAAUGGAUUUGCUCAAGUUAACAUGAACAAGGGUACUCUAUCAGACUUCUUUAUUCCAACUUUUGGAGCCACGUCUCAUCAUGUUUCAAUAUGUCUGUAUGACUCGGUAAACGACUAUUUACUACACACGAAGAAUGAACUUCCGUUAUGGUGUCCAGGUGAUGAGAUGUUAGGUCAGCUAGAUACCACUACCAUAGUUGUCAUUUGGCUUUUCUUAAAUUUUACUUUAUUUACAAGGAACAAACUGCAUGCUUCGUUAGAUCUUGACAAGUCAGGAUUACAUGUACAAUUAAAGGAACAACUGCAGUAUUACCGAGGAGCAGAAACAGGAGGAUCUCCUGUAUCACAAACCUCUGUCCCGUGGCUCUGGAAGUACGUACAACCCUCACCCAUAUUGUGCAAAGAGUAAUCAGAAAAAUCCUUUGUACAGGUACUUUUGAAUAUAAUGAUGUGGUGAAACCUAAA
Molecule: messenger RNA, 1575 nt
Organism: Pecten maximus
Lineage: Eukaryota; Metazoa; Mollusca; Bivalvia; Pectinida; Pectinidae
Exons: 3
Coding region: 125-1519 (464 amino acids)
Source: RefSeq, a predicted model, not a curated record